Messenger RNA from Symsagittifera roscoffensis, 579 nucleotides. RefSeq names its product endophilin-B1-like. Gene Ontology annotation, molecular function: protein binding. Gene Ontology annotation, cellular component: cytoplasm. The transcript has 2 exons. NCBI's taxonomy places the organism in Eukaryota, Metazoa, Xenacoelomorpha, Acoela, Convolutidae. Bases 10 to 522 code for a protein of 170 amino acids. The record is from RefSeq and is a predicted model, not a curated record.
CCAGAGAAAAUGACCAACACAGAGCGAUUUGGCUCUAAUUUAGAAUCAGCUGCGGUCGAAAUCGACAACGCUGCGUCAACUUAUACACAAGGACUAAAACAAUUUGGAUCUGCGCAAAAGGAACUCGGGAAAUCCGAACGACGAUUCGGCCGAGAAGUCGAGAAAUGUUGCAUUCAGCCGAUGAAGAAAUUUCUGGCUGAAGAUUUGGAAGCGGCUCUUAAUGAGAAAAGUGCCCUGGACACUCUUAGACUGGAUCUGGAUGUGGCUAAAAAUAAGGUAGCGAAGGCGAAAGGAAUAGUAGAUCGAGAGAAAGCUGAGAAAGUGUUGCAGGAAGCCCAAAAAGAUUUCGACAGACAACACGACUUCACUAAAGUCAUCAUCGGCCGCACGCUCAACAACCACCACACGAACCACGCGAACCAGUUGAAGGAGUUCAGUCGCAUCCAGACUAGUCUCUAUCGAGAGUGCUCUCUGGUCAUGUCGGAAUUGGACGAGGAACUCGCUAAGAUAGCGAUCAAGUGACGAUUAUUAGUCAGAUCCAGUUAAACUUGCACCCCCUCCCCCCACACACACACACGC